Messenger RNA from Eupeodes corollae, 4211 nucleotides. RefSeq lists its product as uncharacterized. Gene Ontology annotation, molecular function: ATP hydrolysis activity; ATP binding. The coding region runs from base 325 to 3351 and encodes 1008 amino acids. Gene Ontology annotation, biological process: protein import into peroxisome matrix. NCBI's taxonomy places the organism in Eukaryota, Metazoa, Arthropoda, Insecta, Diptera, Syrphidae. The record is from RefSeq and is a predicted model, not a curated record. The transcript has 12 exons. Gene Ontology annotation, cellular component: cytosol; peroxisomal membrane; peroxisome.
GACGUUUCUCGCUGUGUUUUGGCAACAAUCCAAGAUUUUCGUUCAACAAAUUCUUCGCAUUUUUAUUCCCAGCAAAAUUUUGAAAUUUUUUUGAAUCUCUUUGCAUGCGGCGCACGGCGAGCUAAAUGUAAACGUUAGAGAAGAAAACCCAAAGACCACAAACCAUAGAACAGAAUAAAAGUGCUUUCCUUAGUGCCGUGUGCUGUAGCUAGUUGGUGGCUGUGCGUGCGAAUAGCAAAUGUACAGAAAGUAGAUUUUUCAUUAGUAAUUUGUUUAUUAAUAAAAUAAAAUUCUCAUUCACGUUUGAAACGAAAAAGUGGAAAAAUGUUCCGACGCACAUUUAAAGUAACUUUCCGUCCAAUGCGGAACAAUUUCAUACAAUUGCCGGAGAAUUACUAUGAACUGGUGUCCACUUAUGACAAAGGAUGCAUUAGUCUGACCUAUGGAAAGUACUGCCACUAUGCAAUGUGGAUGCCACACGCGGGCACAGUCAAAGACACUGAAAUUGGGAUCAAUGCCAGAGUUGCCAAGGAAAUGGGUUUGAAGGAAAAUGAUUUGGUGAAAUGUGCCCUGGUGGACGAUGUGCAACUUCUGAAGAGUGUCUAUGUGACACCUGUGUCAUCGAAAGACUGGGAAAUUAUUGAACUGAGCAGUGAGAAGCUGCAGGACAAUGUACUCGAGCAGACUAAGAUCAUCAACUCAACACAGUUUCUUGUGGUUUGGGUGAAUAAGUCGAUGCAAGUCACUCUGACUGUGGAUCGAAUUCGACCCAACAUCAACUUUGGCCGAAUUAACCACACCACAGAACUAGUCAUUGCCCCAAAAGUCGAGAACAUCACCAACGGAUUGUCAAGCUCGAAUGGCAAUGGCGAAAGUCACACUAAUGGCCUCCAUAAAAGUCAAACCAUGUCAUCGGUGGCAAGUUCCGAUACUGGUCUGUCUCGCUCCACCACAGUCAGCAAUGUCAAAAGCCUGACCCGCAAGGAAUCGGUAGUGCAACGCCUAUCGAUGGUUAAUCGAUUGGAGAAAAUGCGUCGUCUCAUCAAAGACCUAAAGAGAGAAAACACCCGCACCUUUGAGUUCCGGGCGAUUGCUGGGAAAUGGGAAGACGAUAGUCAAAUCUCGGAUAUUUAUGUCACCAAGAACAACCUCCCCGAGUUCAUGGAUCUCGAUCAGGUCUAUUGCCUUCGAACCGCCGAGGAUGGUGAAUACUAUGUGACCGUUAAAGUAGUCACCGAGAAUGAGAACUUCCCCAAUAACAUCCAUCAAACCAUCGAAAUCAAUGAGAACCUCAUGCAACUGUUGAAAAUGCGGGAACUUGAAAAAAUCACUCUAACUCCAAAACACAUGGUUUUGAAUUUUGUGGAAAAAAUCGAACUCUAUUCGCACAAGAAGACCCACUAUAAGGUUGUGGAGAAUUCCUUUAAGCGGUUCAUUGCCGAUAAGACUAAACUAUCGCCUCUGCUGCUUAAUCAAGAUGAAGUCAUUAAGUUGGAAGAGGGAUUGAUUGUGUCGAUACUGAUAAGUCCGGAGCAUUUUCGUUAUGCUCUUGUGGAUUCACAGCUUUUGAAGGAAUGUAAGAUCUAUGCAUGUGAUUUGAUUAAGAAUGCUGGGGAUGUGUUGGAAGUAGACCCCAAAGAGGACACUAUUUUGAGCGUUAAGGAUUUGAUUAAACUGCCGGAGUUUGAUGACAUUGUGGUUCAACUGGUGGAUCAGUUGAAAAUGAAUUUAUGCUUGGAUCAAAGAAAUUCGGUCUUGAGGCAAGGGAAUAUUUUAGUUGCAGGUCAGUCGGGUUGUGGUAAAUCUGUAAUUGUGGAGCGAGUUUUGGAUGAAUUGGUCAAGAAGCCUUAUUCGUGUUCAUAUGACAUUUUCUACAGUACUCGCAGUAAAGGAAGAAAGACUGAAUCUAUACAAAAAGAUCUCCGUGAGAUUUUCACCACUUGCCUUCAGAAUGCCCCUGCGAUCGUUGUCCUAGAAAAUCUGGAUGUUUUGGCCCAUUCGACUGGCGAUCAACCAACUCAAGAUAGUGAAUACUACAAUCGUAUCGCCGACAUUGUCCAGCAUUUAAUUGUCGAGUACACAGCGACUAAUCCUAUUUCGGUGAUUGCUACCGUCUCAAGCUUAAAGAAGCUAAAUCGUCGACUCUAUUCACCACGAGGACGUCAUCUCUUCCAGACGAUUGCAAAAGUACCGACAUUGGGAAGAUUGGGUAGAGAAAUGAUACUUCAAGAGCUGUGCAAUCAUAUCGAUUCGGAAAAACUGGAUUUGGCGAGGUUUGGAAAUUUGACUGAGGGUUACAAUAAGGGGGAUUUGGUGCAGUUUGUUGAGAGGGCCAUAUUUUAUGCUUAUAGAAUGAGCAAAACUAAUCCCAUUUUGACGAAUGACCAUUUGGCCAAAUCACUGGAGAGUACGAAUUCGUAUUGUCUUCAAGGCAUCAUCAGCAAUAAUAAACCCAGCGAUGCCAUUACUGAUGUUGGUAUGAAGGUUGAACAGAUUCCUGGAUUGGAAUCAGUUGUGACGGUUCUUGAAGAAGUCUUAGUUUGGCCAACAAUUUAUCCAAAAAUAUUCAGUGAUUCUCCGUUGCGUAAUCAAGCUGGUGUACUUCUGUUUGGACCACCUGGUACUGGCAAAACUUAUUUGGUAUCUCAGAUUGCAAAUUCAUGGAAUUUAAGAACCAUUUCUGUGAAAGGACCCGAGCUACUCGCCAAGUACAUUGGUCAAAGUGAGGAGAAUGUAAGGAACCUAUUUACUCGUGCUCGUAGUGCCAAACCCUGUGUCCUAUUCUUUGACGAAUUCGACAGUUUGGCUCCUAAACGUGGUCACGAUUCGACUGGUGUUACAGAUCGUGUUGUCAACCAACUUCUGACCGAAUUGGAUGGUGUUGAAGGAUUACAAGGUGUAACCGUGAUUGCAGCAACAUCUCGUCCUGAACUACUCGAUCCGGCUCUUUUGCGAUCUGGUAGAAUAGAUCGUCUAGUUGAGUGCCCGCUUCCAGAUACCGCUGCACGAUUGAGUAUAUUCAAAACUUUGUCGAAAACUCUGUUCUUGGAUAAAAAUGUGGAUCUGGGAAGACUUGCAUCGAAAACACAAAACUACACUGGAGCUGAUAUUCAAAGUAUAUUGACUUCAGCAAAUAUGGCAGCUGUGAAGGAAGUACUCGAGAAAUGUGGUCAUCAGAAUUUACCGGACAAGAUAACUGUGACACAUGAACAUUUAAUCGAAGCUUAUAAAACAACGAGGCCAUCACUUAGUCCGUCAGAUGUUUCACGUUAUCGACACACAUACGAACGAUUUACGAAUAAGGAAAAGUCUUCCAGGGAAUUUGUAUCAAAGAGAGCUACAUUAGCGUAAUAACGAACAAAAUUUGAGUACCUAUAAUAAUAAGUCAAAGACGGUACUUUAAUCGACUAAUUUACAUCAUUUUUACAUUUUGAGUGUGGUAAAUUACAUAAUAAAAAUAACUAAGCAAAAUAGGUGAUGAAAAGAACAAAUCAAUUUAAGUUUGAAAUUUUAUAAUUUUAUUUUAAAAUGUUAUGAUUUUGGUUCAGGUUAUCCAUACAGUACGGUUCACUUAGAAACUACGUUAUGAGUCCUAUGAAUUAUAUAUUUUUUUGAAAUGUCUAUUGCCAUAAACAAAAAAAGCUAACAUUUGUAUUCUAUUCCUGACCAAAAAUUUUGAAUUUUAUUAAACUGAAGUUUACAGCCAUUAAGCCUUUAACUUUUGACCCACGUUUUUCCAAUGUGAUUGUCCGAUUUAAAAACUAUUUAUUUAUUAAUAAUAACAAUUCAUAUAAAUACAAACACUUGUUUUUGUAUACAAUCUGAAAGUUAUAAAUUAAAAAGAAUAAAUUUCCAUUUAUUUACCUAAUAAGCAUUUCUAGCAUUUUACUGGUUUGGUAAUCCAAAUUAAACAAAUAAUUUAUUUGGCAUAGAAUUGUGGAAUACGAACAGUUUUUAAAAAAGCUUUUGCGACAACUUUAUUUAACUUUAAUUUGUUUCUAUAAAUAGAUACACCCAACAAAUACCACAUAAUAUUUAACGGAAAUGUUUCUUUCUAUUUCAAUAUUUUUUUUUAAUCAAGUGAACCGUACUGUACUUAUCUCAAGUAUGAAUAAUCUUGAAAGUAAUAAUUAAAGUGUGAUUGUAUUUAUUUAUUUGAUUAUAUAAUAAAACAAAGUUUACACCUUUCUAUUUUGGGACAAAAAAGAAAA